Messenger RNA from Cuscuta campestris, 1078 nucleotides. The record is from the annotation of a GenBank genome assembly. Lineage: Eukaryota; Viridiplantae; Streptophyta; Magnoliopsida; Solanales; Convolvulaceae.
GAUAAUUACUUUUCCAUCAAUGGUCCAUUUUUAGAGUCUAUAUAUAUCGAAUUGUGGCAAGAGCGUCUCACAUUCUCACAUUAUGGAAGGAACUUCUCGAGCUCUUUCUAAUACCAUAAGAUUCGUUGCUCUACUUGGUAGUCAUGCUCUUGGUGGCAAUCCAAGGUUCAUGGCUACAGCGGUUGAUCUAGGACGAGAAUUGGUAAGGCGAAAAAUCAGGCUUACCUACGGAGGAGGCAACGUUGGCCUUCAAGGAGCUGUAGCUUCUACAGUCUAUAAUAAUGGUGGUAGAUUCAGAGGUUUCAUACCAGGGUAUAUAGCAACACGACAAGUUUACGGACCUACGUACGGUGUAGAGUACACCGUCUCCAGCAAUUACUAUAAGUAUUUCGAGAUGAAUCAUAUUGUGGAAGCCUUCAUUGUACUUCCUGGAGGAAUUGACACUAUGGAAGGUUUAUUCACUUUGAUCUCAUGGGCAUCCGAAGGGUUACACAGUAAACCCAUUGGUCUUUUGAACAUUGACGGUUAUUUCAAUAGCCUAAUCAAGUUUCUAGAUGAUGCGGUGAGGCAGAACUUCAUGGCUUUGAAUCAGAGGAAACUGUUCAUUUCUUCUUUCUUUGUUGAUGAGCUUUUGGACAAGCUAGAGUUUGCUAAUGCUUUCCCGGGUCCUGGUGCCAGUUAUGAAGAGUUUGCAAAUCCUGGAAGAUUAGACUUAGAGUUGCAUCUAGAUGUCGUGGAGGAUGUCGAUGCAGGACUUUGAAAAUAUUGACUCAAUGAUCCAAAAAUCGUUUUGCUCUGAUACCAAAAUGUAACACCCCAAUCCGUAUAACCCGGAAUUACACGAAUUACGGUGAAACGAGAGUUAAAUAAAAAUUUCUCUUGACAUUUGAAAAUGACAAUUACUUAUAAAUGUUAAAUUUACAGACUCUGGAUCGCGACCCAUUUAAAAAUAUUUUCAGAGUAAUGCGGAAGUACAAUAAUAAUCAAAUCAUGACACAUUUAAAAUCUUGAUGAUCAAACAUUUGCCUGCCAUCCUUGCAUCUCCUUUGACUCAAUGCCCUUCGGGAGUGGUUCCGUC